This is a messenger RNA of Octodon degus (degu), 3820 nucleotides long. It is a transcript of the gene Arnt, whose product is annotated as aryl hydrocarbon receptor nuclear translocator. Gene Ontology annotation, molecular function: protein dimerization activity; DNA-binding transcription factor activity, RNA polymerase II-specific; RNA polymerase II cis-regulatory region sequence-specific DNA binding. Gene Ontology annotation, cellular component: cytoplasm; nucleus; transcription regulator complex. Gene Ontology annotation, biological process: regulation of transcription by RNA polymerase II. Lineage: Eukaryota; Metazoa; Chordata; Mammalia; Rodentia; Octodontidae. The record is from RefSeq and is a predicted model, not a curated record. The transcript is spliced from 21 exons. The coding region runs from base 152 to 2470 and encodes 772 amino acids.
UCCGCGGUAGCGGUGGCGGCAGUAGGGCGCCGCUUCUGGGGAGUGGCUCCCGCUCCCCCAUCCCCCCACCCUUGCGCUCGGUGGCAGCGGCUCCUCCCACUGGUGGGGGGGGUUGCGCGGCGGCGGCGGCGGUGGCGGCGGCAUCUAGGCCAUGGCGACAACUACUGCUAACCCGGAAAUGACAUCAGAUGUGCCAUCACUGGGUCCAGCCAUUGCCUCUGGAAACCCAGGGCCUGGGAUUCAAGGUGGGAGUGCCAUUGUCCAGAGGGCUAUUAAGCGUCGACCUGGGCUGGAUUUUGAUGACGAUGGAGAAGGGAACAGUAAAUUUUUGAGGUCGGAUGAUGAGCAGAGCUCUGCGGAUAAAGAGAGACUUGCCAGGGAAAAUCAUAGUGAAAUUGAACGGCGGCGGAGGAACAAGAUGACAGCUUACAUCACUGAACUGUCAGACAUGGUACCCACCUGUAGUGCGCUGGCUCGAAAACCAGACAAGCUAACCAUCUUACGCAUGGCCGUUUCUCACAUGAAGUCGUUACGGGGGACAGGCAACACAUCCACCGAUGGCUCCUACAAGCCAUCUUUCCUCACUGAUCAGGAGCUGAAACAUUUGAUUUUGGAGGCAGCAGAUGGCUUUCUGUUUAUUGUCUCAUGUGAGACCGGCCGAGUGGUGUAUGUCUCGGACUCAGUGACUCCUGUUUUGAGCCAGCCACAGUCUGAAUGGUUCGGCAGCACACUGUAUGAUCAGGUGCACCCGGAUGAUGUGGAUAAACUUCGCGAGCAGCUUUCCACUUCAGAAAGUGCCUUAACAGGGCGCAUCCUGGAUCUAAAAACUGGAACAGUGAAGAAAGAAGGUCAGCAGUCUUCCAUGAGGAUGUGCAUGGGCUCAAGGAGAUCAUUUAUUUGUCGAAUGAGAUGUGGGAAUAGCUCUGUGGACCCAGUCUCCAUGAAUAGGCUGAGCUUUGUGAGAAAUCGAUGCAGGAAUGGACUUGGUUCCGUGAAGGAUGGAGAACCUCACUUUGUAGUGGUCCACUGCACAGGCUACAUCAAGGCCUGGCCUCCAGCAGGUGUUUCCCUCCCAGAUGAUGAUCCAGAGGCUGGCCAGGGGAGCAAGUUUUGCCUGGUUGCCAUUGGCAGAUUGCAGGUAACUAGUUCUCCCAACUGUACAGACAUGAGUAAUGUUUGUCAGCCGACAGAGUUCAUCUCCCGCCACAACAUUGAGGGGAUAUUCACUUUUGUGGAUCACCGUUGUGUGGCCACUGUUGGCUACCAGCCACAGGAACUCUUGGGAAAGAAUAUUGUAGAAUUCUGUCAUCCUGAAGAUCAGCAACUUCUAAGAGACAGCUUCCAACAGGUGGUGAAGUUAAAAGGCCAGGUGCUGUCUGUCAUGUUCCGGUUUCGUUCUAAGAAUCGAGAAUGGCUCUGGAUGAGAACCAGCUCCUUCACCUUCCAGAACCCUUACUCAGAUGAAAUUGAGUACAUCAUCUGUACCAAUACCAAUGUGAAGAACUCUAGCCAAGAACCACGGCCUGCGCUGUCUAACACAGUCCAGAGGACUCAGCUCGGUCCCACAGCUAAUCUACCCCUAGAGAUGGGCUCGGGGCAUCUGGCACCCAGGCAACAGCAAACAGAAUUGGACAUGGUAUCAGGAAGAGAUGGAUUGCCCAGCUACAAUCAUUCCCAGGUUUCUGUUCAGCCUGUGGCAUCUACAGGGCCAGAACAUGGCAAGAGCCUUGAAAAAUCAGAUGUUCUAUUUGCCCAGGAAAGAGAUUCAAGAUUUUCAGAAAUCUAUUCUAACAUCAAUGCAGAUCAGAGUAAAGGCAUCUCCUCCAGCACUGUCCCUGCCACCCAACAGCUAUUCUCCCAGGGCAACUCAUUCCCUCCUAACCCCCGGCCGGCCGAGAAUUUCAGGAAUAGUGGUCUGGCCCCUCCUGUAACCAUUGUCCAGCCAUCAUCUUCUACAGGACAGAUGUUGGCCCAGAUUUCCCGCCACUCGAACCCUUCCCAGGGAGCAACCCCAACCUGGACCCCCAGUACCCGCUCAGGCUUCUCUGCCCAGGUUGCUACGCAGGCUACAGCUAAGACUCGUUCUUCCCAGUUUGGUGUAGGCAGCUUCCAGACUCCGUCAUCCUUCAGCCCUAUGUCUCUUCCUGGUGCACCCACUGCGUCCCCUGGUGCUGCUGCCUACCCUACUCUCACCAAUCGUGGAUCCAACUUCGCUCCUGAAGCUGGACAGACUGCAGGACAAUUCCAGACACGGACAGCAGAGGGAGUGAGUGUCUGGCCACAGUGGCAGGGGCAGCAGCCUCAUCAUCGAUCAAGUUCUAGUGAACAGCAUGUUCAGCAGCCGUCAGCACAGCAACCUAGCCAGCCUGAGGUCUUCCAGGAGAUGCUGUCCAUGUUGGGAGACCAGAGCAACAGCUACAACAAUGAAGAAUUUCCUGAUCUAACUAUGUUUCCCUCCUUUUCAGAAUAGAACUAUUGGGGUGAGGAUAGGAGUGGGGGAGAAAAGUUAUUGUUUGUUUUUUAAAAGCAAAUCUUUUGUAAACAGAAUAAAAGUUCCUCUCCCUUCCCUUCCCUCACCCCACAUGAGUACCCCUUUUCCUGCUGGGCCUCCCUUGCUCCCACCCUUGCCUCUCUGAGGUAACGUUUAUAGAUAGAAUGAAAUGAUGAACUCUCAAGGCUUUUAGGACUCUUUGAAAAUAGGGGGUAAGUGAGGUAGAAUGCCUUUCCUUACAUCUCCUGACCAGAAGUUGCACAGUGAUAUUUGUGGUAGGGUGGAGGGACAGGUUAGAGGAACCUACACCCACUAUUUGCCUUGGAGACUAUGGCCUGUUUUAGAAAGAAAUUCUAAAUAGAAUGGAGGAGAAUGAAAAUGAAAAUACUCUCACAGGUGAGAACCAUGAAACAUGGUAUUGAGAUUUUAGAAAGCAAGCAUAGGUUAUUUCUGUUACUUGUGAACAAUUCCUCUGGAAAGAAACGUGAGAGAGAGAGAGAGAGAGAGAGAGAGAGAGAGAGAGAGAGUGUGUGUGUGUGUGUAUGUGUGUGUAUUUCUGUGUGUCUUUCUCCCUACUUGGGAGUUAUGCAAAAUCUGCCCCAGAUUUUAUCUUUGUCUUUCUGUGUGCUCUGCAAAGAGUUAAAUCUUCCAGGUAUUUUCCACUUAGUAUUGCAGCCAAAGAGUAUUUAAAUAAAUAUCUUUGCUGCUCUUCUACCUGUGCCCAGCCAACAUGCAACUAUGGCAAAGUCUUGCUGAUAAUGGUUGGUUUCUUACCGAACACAUUCAGUGAUAAAGCUGGAUCAGUCCUGCUUUUGGUGCUCACACCUUGCUUAGAAGGAUUGGCAUACGUUACUGAAAUAGGCUGGCAAGAUAAACACUUUUAAUAACCCUAGACUUGUCCAUAAGAACAAUGCUGCAUUGAUUCUGUCAGAAUCACAAAUGGUGUGUGUUGUAUAGAGGUUAUUUCUGCGUGGAAACUCAACUUCUUGGAGUAGGAAUUCCAGUGAAAAUCCUCACUGUUGGAGUGUAAAGCAAAUACCAGGCCUCUUACAGCAUAGCCUCUUUUAUCCCAUCCUUAAAAAUCUUUCACCUAGAUCUCAGCCUUUCCUGGACCUGGAGGUCUUUUGUCUUUGUUUCCCCUCCAGUGUUGAGGUUGGAUUUUGCUUUAGAGCACGAGUAUAAUUCUCUGUGUUGUGGGACCUGGACUCCCACCCCAACAGGGUCACUUGGUAAUUAUAGCCAUAUAAAUGUGGAUACAGGUUACUGUUCUCACCCUUUACCUUCCUCAGGUAAGUCAUGUGUACCAGCCUUUAAAAAAAAAAAAAAAAA